Molecule: messenger RNA, 3288 nt
Organism: Eimeria acervulina
Lineage: Eukaryota; Apicomplexa; Conoidasida; Eucoccidiorida; Eimeriidae
Exons: 5
Coding region: 1-3288 (1095 amino acids)
Source: RefSeq, a predicted model, not a curated record
AUGGCCGACACUUCAGCAGCAACAGCAGCAGCAGCAGCAGCUGCUGCUGCUGCUGCUGCUGCUGCUGCUGUUGCCGUUGCUGUUCCUGCGCCGACAGACAUCCAACAGUCGCCUCAGCCUAAAUGUCCUGAUGAAGCAGCAGCAGCAGGAGCUGCUGCUACAGAUCCUGCUGCUGCAGAUCCUGCUGCUACAGAUCCCGCUGCUACAGAUCCUGCUGCUGCAGAUCCUGCUGCUGCAGCUCCUGCUGCUGCAGCUCCUGUUGCUGAUGCACCUGCUGCUGCAGCUCCUGCUGCUGCAGAGGAUACAGCGAAAUCAGGGGACAGAAUGGCCGAGGCGGCAGAACCUGCUGCUGCACCUGCUGCUGCUGCACCUGCUGCUGCUGCUCCUUUUUCUGCUGCAGCAGCAGAUGCUGCUGCUCCUCCUGCCGCUGCUGCAGCAGAACGCCAGCAGGAAACAGUCUUCACAGGCGAAGAGAAACACAAACCUGCUGCUGUUCCGCAGCAGCAGGUGGCAGCAGCAAGACAGCAAACAGCAGCAGCUGCAACUCCAGAGGACACAACAACAGCAGCAGCACCAACAACAGCAGCAGCAGCAGCAGCAACAGCAGCACCAGUAGCAGCAACAGGGCUGACGCCUGGUCAGCAGCAAGCCUCAUCGCCAACCCCUGCUGAGCUGCAACGGCAGGUUGCUCCCUGCAGCAUCAGCAGCAGAAGCAGCACCAGCACCAGCAGCCUCAGCAGCAGCAGCAGCAUCACAAAUGAAGAGAUUGAAGCCAUGCUUGCUGCAGUGGAUCUCGCCUUGGAGUUGCGGCAGCCUCCCUCGUUGCUGCUGCCUCCGUCAGCAGCAGCAGCAACAGCAGCAGAACGAACAGCAGCAGCAACAGCAGCAGCUGCUGCAGCAACACCAACCCCAAUGCACAGCACGGCCAUGCAGGCAGAAGCUCUUGCUGCUGCAGCAGGAGCAGCAGCAGCAGCAGACCUUCUCGCCCAGAGCUACAGACAUCAAGCCCCAGAAUCCGCAGCAGCCAGCAGCAGCAUGCAAGAAGCAGCAGCAGCAGUAGCAGCAGCAGCAACAGCAACAACAACAACUGCUGCUGCUGCACUUGCAGCAGCAGAGGCACUCCCACAUGCAAUCUCUGGCGCCCCUCUCUUUCUGGGAGCGGAUACACUUCAACAGCAACAGCAGCAGCAGCAACACCAGCAGCAGCAGCAGCAGCAGCAGCAGCAGCAGACCGAGAACCGCGACAGCAUCAUGCAGAAGCAGCUCCAAUUUCACUUUGCGCUGCUGCUGUCCGCAUCGAUUGAGCCCCUCUUUGACGUUUACAUCCGCAACAUCUUCUCCCCUAUUCUCACUGGUAGCUUCGCCCUACGAACUGCUACGCAGCAGCAGCAGCAGCAGCAGCAGCAACGGCAGCAGCAACAGCAACAGCAGCAACACCCAAGUUUGGGGCCAGGGAGCCGUAGGAUAGUCGCUGCUUCCGUCAGCGGCUAUAGCAGCAGCAGCAGCAGCAGCAGCAGCAUGGAGGGGCGUCGGAGUUCAGCAGCCGAAGAAGAGGGCCUUGAAGAAGAGGCACUGAUGCUCUUGUUAAAAGAGACACCCCGAAACAAUCAGCUGACCGCUGCUGCUGCUGCAGUUUCCGCAGCUUUGGACUGGGUGUACGAAGCGUGCAAAGCACUUGAGGCCCCUGGGGGCCCCCUAACAGCAGCAAGAAGAAGACAGAGUCACACGCUGGCUAUCUGGGCAGCAGCAGCACUUGGCAGCAGCAGCAGCAGCAGCAGCAGCUGCGGCAGCAGCGGCCCCAUAGCUCCUCCAGGCGUUUCCCUUCCCUCGAUGGCUCCCGUUGCUGUUGCUGCUGCCGCUGCUGCUGCUGCUGCUGCUGCUGCGAAUCCUCCCGCUGCCUAUGCUACUCCUGCUGCUGCUGCUCCCGCUGCUACUGCUGCUGUUCCUGCUGCUGCUAUUACUGCUGCUGCUGUUCCUGCUGCUGCUGCUGCUGCUACAAAGCCCGAGCGUUUUUCAAGGGGUGAGGCAUCCGGGAGAAGAGGAGGGAAGGCGCAUUUGCUGCAGCAUCAACGGCAGACAAGUCUGCUGCUGCAGCAGCAGCAGCAGCAGAUGAGUCAGCAGCAGCAGCGGCAGCAGCAGCAGCAGCAGCACCAGCCCCUGCAGCAGCGAGGUAGCAACACGCUGCUGCCUGAUGAUCCCCUCAAAAGCCUCAGCCUGGAGUUCGAUGAAAGCGUCAGACAACUUAGCAGCAGCAGCAGCAGCAGCCGCAGCAGCAGCAGCAGCAGCAGCAGCAGGGGCGGCAUGUCUUCUUCAGCAGCUCUUAUCCGAACACUUGAGUCGUUCUUGAGCAGUCGGAGGAUGAAGAAGCGGCCUGCCGGAGGACGGUUCGCUCGUGCCGCGGGAAACGCCGGCCUGUCAGCGACCCAGCAGCAGCAGCAGCAGCAGCAGCAAAAGCAGCAGCAGCAGCAGCGCAGCAGCAGCAGCAGCAGCAACUGCAGCAUCAGGGAGCUCUUCUGCCAGCAGCAGCAGAAGACAGCAGCAAGGCCACUGGAGCUGCUACCUGUUGCUGCGGCUGGCGGUGCUGCUGGUGCUGCUGCUGUUGGUGCUGCUGAAGCAGACGAAGAGGCGGCAGAAGAAGCAGCAGCAGCAGACCGAUGGCAUUUUGCUGCUGGCAGCAGCAGCAGCUACAGCAGCAGCACAAGCUCCAGCAGCAACAACCCCUCGCCUAACUUGGCGGCGCUGCUGCUGCGGGGAGAAGCAGAGCCCGCAGCAGCAGCAGCAGAGGAAGCAGAGACUGAAGUCCCUCUUAUUGCUGCAGACAUGCAGCAGCAGCAGCAGCAGCUGCCCGAGUCUCGCGGUUUCCAGCAAGGGAGUUCAACAGCCCUGCAGCAGCAGCAACGGCAGCAGCAGCAACAGCUGUACCAGCAGCAACAGUUGCAGCACCAACAGAUGCAGCAGCAGCAACUGUUGCAGCAGCAGCAGCUGUUGCGCCAGCAGCAGCAUCAGCAGCUGCAGCAUCUGCAGCAGCAACAGCAGCAGCAGCAGCAGGAAGGUUCCGUGCAGAUAACGCGCAGUGGGCGGCGCGUAACGUUUGCUUUUAAUGUUUCAGACGUAGCGCGAGAGGAGGAGAACUCCCCAGCAGCAGCAACAGCAACAGCAGCAGCAGCAGCGGCAGCAGCAACAGCAGCGCCAGCAGCAGCAGCAGCACAAGCAGCAGCAACGGCCGAUGGUAGGCGCACCAGCAGAAAACCCAAUGGAGCGCAGGGGGCAUCGAAUGUGGCUCAAUAA